Pelagomonas calceolata is the source of this 1742-nucleotide messenger RNA. NCBI's taxonomy places the organism in Eukaryota, Pelagophyceae, Pelagomonadales, Pelagomonadaceae. The record is from the annotation of a GenBank genome assembly.
ACAAGGAUACGUGGCCAUAUCAUAGCAGGUACUCUGGCUUACCGUGGUAAGCGCAGCAGCAUGGUGCGACCGGGCGCUGGCCUCUUUGCCUUGGCCACCGCGCUUGCAACGGAUGCGCCGUCGGCCGUGGUGGAGGAGUCGAGGAUCCCGUACAAGAACCUCGGCCGUUGUGGCGCGACGGGCCGCUGGGGCGAAGCGCUGGAGGAGAAACUGUUCUUCCUAAAGACGACGAAGACCGCCGGGUCGAGCAUCCGGUCGCUGUUCGUGCGGUUCGCGCGUAGCGAGCGGCUGGCGGUCUUGCGUUCGACACAACCUGGCGGCGUCCUCUUCCCGGCGAGUGGGGCCAGCCAGCAGUGGGUCAAGCAGUUCGCGCCGAUGCCGCUCGGUUACGCGCGGCCGCGGUCGCCGCUAGCAGCGCCGUACGAUGUCGCGUAUGACCACUCCACGUUGGACAUUGCAAAGCUUAAAAAGUUUUUGCCUGGCGCACGAUGGAUAACGUCAUCGCGCGAGGUCGCGAGCCGCGUCCUGUCGGCCAUCGCCCUUUUCAAGCAUGAGAUGGACCCGGCUGCAUAUUUCGGCAGCUGUGUCCGCGUCGACGCGCGUGGUUUUUGUGCCGGUCCGCUCCCUAAGGCCACACAAAAGAACCAAAACCUCAACCGGAUCUGGAACUCAGUGAGCUGGCAACUCGGCGCUCCAACGCCGGCCUACAAUUUUGGGCACCGACCGCUCGGUGAGACGGUCGAUCUACUUGCGCGCAUCCCAACGGCACCGCUCGUGAAACUCGUCGAUGGUGCGCCGACCAACGAGACCUUCAUGCUCGUCUUCCUCGUCGAGCGUUUCGAGGCAUCCCUUGUGCUCCUUCGGUCGCUCCUCUGCUGGUGAGUACGCCCCGCUAGCGUUACCUUGGGAUUGCAUCGACGCACGUCCCUUUGUCACGCACAGGCGCUGGCUCGACGUGAUCACCGAGCAACCGCCAUUUAAGCAAGUCAUGUCACCGAGUUUACAUUAUAAAUUCUCUGCUGGACGCCUUGGAAAUACCCCUGGGGUUCGCCAGGCUCCCUGCGAAAUGAUUCAGAGAAACCAAGGGCUGUGAUCUUUAAUCUUUGCACAGGUCAUCCAGGACUCCAAGGUUCGGCACGCCCACCAGGAGGCGAUGUUGCACAAGCUUGGCGCUCGAGGCCACCGGUGGCAGCCUGCGCGAAAGACACCACCACCUGCUGUCGCGGCGACCAUUGCUGCACUCAAUCCGCUCGACGCAGCAGUCCACGCGGCCGCAAAACGCGCAUUCGCCAAGCACGUUGCGGCAUACGGCGGUGAAGACGCGCUCGGGAGAGACAUCACAUUCUUGCGCCGAUUCAAGCACGCACUUGCAUUUGCAUGCCUCGGCUGUCUCGCCGGUGCGCCAAGCCAGCUUGCAGCAUUCGCCGAGGUUCCCUGUGGGGCCCUCCGCCCAACAUGCGUCGACCUCCACAGAGGCGUAGACUCGAAUCCGUGGUCAUCUCGUCCGGACUCGAGAGCUGGUGCCAUUGCCAUGCGCCGGCGCGACGAUGCCGCCGCCGAGGCGGCGAUCUCGGGCCUUGUGGGAGGGUGUACGCACUUUGCCAAUGCCACGAUUUGUCCGCGAGACGCGGCACUUUGCGCAACGGGCGAGCUCUGUGUCACUGGCAGCGACUCGGCUGUUACCGGACCGCUCAAAUUCCGCUUUGAAGUCUAGCUGGUGUAAACAAGAGCAUGCCUGGAAA